Molecule: messenger RNA, 519 nt
Organism: Ectocarpus siliculosus
Lineage: Eukaryota; Phaeophyceae; Ectocarpales; Ectocarpaceae
Source: the annotation of a GenBank genome assembly
AUGGCGUCAUCGGCAUUUCGUGCACCAUUCGCAAGUCCUGCCUCUGAAGAGGUCUGCCUGUGCAUUAUUUCCUGUCCCUAUUGUUCGAUCCACGAAGGCGCGAAGAACCCGCGACUAUCCCUCCAGCUCUGCCAUUGUCGUGGAGGAAUCUACUCGGCGGUGCGUGGACUGGAUGCUGGCUUGACUGGACCACUCUCUGAGGCGAAAGGCGCCGCAGCCGCCGCCGCCCCGGCCGCUACCGCCCCUGCUCCUUCUGCUGCCGCCAGCACGGGGUUUGCGGCGACAACGCAGGCGGCGCCGGCGGCAGCGGGGGGUCCUACUGCGGCGGCGCCGGCGGCGCCUGGGACGGGGACGGCGGCGAUGGCGGCGCCGCAAGCAGCUCCCGCCGGGCUUGAUCCUGCCCAGCAGUUUGCUCAUAUGGGAGAGCUCGCUGCGCGGGCCUGCGAGAAGUACUUCUUGCGAGUGUUCCCCCUGCUUCGGCUCUUCGUGCAGGCAAACCCACGCCCAAGUAUGGCUUGA